Messenger RNA from Camellia sinensis, 741 nucleotides. NCBI's taxonomy places the organism in Eukaryota, Viridiplantae, Streptophyta, Magnoliopsida, Ericales, Theaceae. The record is from RefSeq and is a predicted model, not a curated record.
UGUCAUAUUCCAACAUUGAUGAUCGACUUUAUAGGGAUGAUUUCAAAGGCUUUGCAGAACUUUGCUUCAAAGAAUUUGGUGAUAGGGUGAAGCACUGGAUCACCUUGAAUGAGCCGUGGUCAUAUAGCAUGAGUGGGUACGCAGUUGGUAGCUCUGCACCAGGUCGAUGCUCUUCAUGGCUACAAUUAAAUUGUACUGGUGGGGAUUCAAGCACUGAGCCAUAUAUUGUAUCACACCACGAACUUCUCGCUCAUGCAACUGCAGUAAAUUUGUACAAGCGAAAGUAUCAGGCAUCACAAAAGGGAAAGAUUGGAAUUACACUCGUAUCACAUUGGAUGGUACCUUACUCAGAAGAAAGACAAGACCGCACUGCUGCACUAAGGGCCCUUGAUUUUAUGUUAGGAUGGUUUAUGGACCCACUAACAACCGGCGACUAUCCACAUACAAAUUUGUUGAUGAUCUGCCCAGAUCAAUGAAUGUGAAGAUGAUGAUUGACAUUUUCAGGAACUUUGGUGUGGUAAAGGAUGUCUACAUUCCUCAGAAGAGAAGGAAAGUGAGGAAUACUAGGUUCGCUUUUGUCCGAUAUGACUGUGAAGUUGCAGCAGAAGUAGCUGUGAAAAAGGCAAAUGGGUUAUGGGUGGAGGACAAACAACUGGUAGUGAAGCAUGCGGAUUAUGGCAAGGUAACUCUGGAGGACAACAUCCAAUACCAUCCUAAACCAAGAGGUCCUCCAUAUAGUGG